GCUUAUUAUAACAAUAAAUUUUAAGCGAAAUAUACGUACUUAGCGUCGCGCAACAGUUGUAAUUUACUCUGCCUCAACAAAUUAUAGUUGAUUACGCCACGUGCAUUUAAAUACAAUCAGCAAUAAAGAAAAUGAGCAAGUCCACAAGUAAUGCACCGCCAUUCACAUACGUUCCACCGCCAUCGGCGCCACCAUCUUAUCUGGAGGCAGUGGGUGGUGUGAAGCCAGUGGGGCCAUACACGCCAGUCGCAGCGCCAGCUACAGUGGGUACAAACAUAUUGACAACUGUGGUGCCCAUUGGACGCACUGCGACACACAUGAUAUGCCCCUCAUGCCAUGCCGAGAUUGAAUCUACAACACGCACGGAGCCCGGCAUGAUAGCGUAUCUAUCUGGAUUUGUAAUUGCAUUACUGGGUUGCUGGCUCGGCUGCUGUUUGAUACCUUGCUGCAUUGAUGACUGCAUGGACGUCCAUCACACAUGCCCCAACUGCAAGGCUUACUUGGGACGCUAUCGACGAUAAAUACAGCUAAUUGCCACGCACACUUCACGCACAGCCAGCCUCUAGAGGAGCUAAGCAAUUAGCAGAGCGUCAUGGAUUUAAAUCGAAAGAUAACCUGAGCAAUCUCAUUCGCGAAUGUUGAAUUACUGCAAGUGUUUUGCCUUUAAUCUAAUUGUAAUAAUAUAUCUUGGUGUUCAAGCGCUUUUUUCUAAUCUUAACCUAAUACUUGCUAAAUUGCUCAAACGCUGUCAGCUUUAAUUGUAGUUCGCAUACUUGAAAAAUGGUUUUUGUAAUAUUUUCUUAAAAACGUUAUAUGUAAAUGAAUCGCCAUACAUUUGGCAACGAAAUUUAAUAUUAUUUAUAUGUGUAUACAACUGUUGGCUUACGCAUUGCGCUCUUCUUAGUUAAACAAAAGACAAAAAAAAUUGUAAACUUAUUUUUGUAAUGCACCUGCAAAUAUUUAGCUGAGAAUGUACCGCACAAACCAUAUAUUAUGUACAUAUAAGUGUAUGUAACAGUUAAUCCCAAAUAUGAAUGUCAUCUAAUUUUUUAAACAUACAUAAUAAAUGUAAAAAGUUAAAAAGAAAACAGUAAACUAUUGUUAAGCAUAGUACAAUUGUCCAAAAUAUAUA
This is a messenger RNA of Drosophila busckii, 1132 nucleotides long. RefSeq names its product cell death-inducing p53-target protein 1. NCBI's taxonomy places the organism in Eukaryota, Metazoa, Arthropoda, Insecta, Diptera, Drosophilidae. The coding region runs from base 132 to 521 and encodes 129 amino acids. The record is from RefSeq and is a predicted model, not a curated record. The transcript has 3 exons. Gene Ontology annotation, molecular function: zinc ion binding.